Molecule: messenger RNA, 1886 nt
Organism: Pimephales promelas (fathead minnow)
Lineage: Eukaryota; Metazoa; Chordata; Actinopteri; Cypriniformes; Leuciscidae
Source: RefSeq, a predicted model, not a curated record
AUGUGUAUUUGCAAGUCAAUUCCUGCAGAGUCAGUUGGUGAACUAUCAGCCAAUCAAACUGGCUCGGAUGUGCUGUUGUCUUGGAAAGCCUCCGCGAUGGAACACCAGCGAGGCUUCAUUCGCGGAUACACCAUCUACCUGGCAAAAGCCGCACUUCUGGAUCUCGUGGCUAACAUCUCUGACCCUGAGGUGCGCUCAUACAGGGUGAAGGGUUUGCCUCUGAGCUCGUACAAGUUCAUAGUGAAGGCCUACACUUCAGCUGGAGAGGACAUGGGGUCGACUGUGGCCAUUAAAAUGGAGAUGGACACAACCAACAUGCUGCUUGUUGGUAUUCUUGUGCCGUUGGCAGCCAUGUUCUGCUGUAUCAUCCUCAUCAGCAUCUGCUGCUACAAGAAGAGAGAGUGGGUAAAGAAAGCUUUAUAUCCUGAAAUUCCUGGACCUAAAGUGGCUGGAGACUGGCCGUCCACACAGGGUCCUCUGGAUGUGAAGCCCUCUCCCCACAGCCUGGUCCACAUUGUGGAUGAUCCAGAGUGGGAUUUCGGUAAGAAGGGUCUGGUCCCGGUACCAGAGGAAGAGGAGGAGUUUGAGAACGACAACAUCGAGGUAGACACCGACUCCGACGAACCGGCCCUCCUGAGAUAUUACAACCAGGUUGUCGGUGACGGCUCCCACAGUAACCAACUCUCAGACUCCUCUGGUUCCUCGACCGCCUCCGUGGGCUCCACGCAUACUGAAGUCACCUACACCGGCAUCCAGAGCCCGAGCUCUUCACAGGGUGUGUGUGCCGGCGGAGGUUACCGGCCUCAGAUGCAGUCCGCCGCGGAUCCAGACGAACCCGAAGGCGAGUUCCUUGAAGACGACGCCUUGAAUACAGGCUAUAAACCCCAGUGUUCCUGGCAGCUGGAUUCUCCGGAGGCGGAAAACUUAAGUGGUUCGCUUGGCAGCCCUACAUCGGUCACAUCAUCCCAGUUCCUUAUCCCAGAAUCCUCUGAGGAGAAACCACAGUCUUCCAGCACCUGGUUCCACAGUUUUCUCUCGGGAAAAUCCUGAGAACGCACUACUUCACUUAUGUUUUCACGUUAGUUUUGUGCCGUUCACCUUUACGGGGAUGUUUUCAGUUCGUUUUAGACUUGGUGCCCUUACUGGAAAUCGUUCACAAUUAUGUAAUCAACAUCACUACUGUUUCUCAAUGACUUGUGCUAUGGCCAGAGAGGUGAAGUACUACUGAAGAGCUGAAGGUGGCCGUAUCUUCCGCUCGCUCGACGCAGGAUGACGCUUAAAUCAGUGUUCGUCCCUCUUUCUGCAGUGUUUUUGGAGCGAUCGGGGUAAAUCUACACCCUCGCAGCAUUAUAUUGUGCACAACAUUUCACUGCGCUUUUUUAUUCUUAUUUUAACAGUUUUGUAGCAGUCAAAUGUAGGAGGACCGGUAAAACAUGUUGAUUUGCAUUUCAAAAGGCUGCAUUCUCGAAGGCUGCACCGUUUUCAGGUGAUUUAAAAUAGGAAUUAUGUAGCCUCAAGCUACUUUUUCUCCAGUCUCUCUCGAUGUAAAUGUAAACCGAUAUGUGUGCAGUAAAUAAGCUGACUGAACAAAAGGAAAAGCAGAAUGGGGAAACGUGAAUCUUGGGUUUUGCUUUAACCUUUUAUGACAUUUCCCUGAUUUAGGAACACCGUUGAAGUGUUCACAUGAUCUUACACUGCCGGCUUCAUCGGUGUAAAAUGAAUGUAAACACACUCAGUGUUGCUUAAUGAUGCGGUGCAGCUAGUUAGUUUUUAACGUGUUUUUGUUAAGAGGUUGAUGCUCAAUCACGUAAAUCCUCGGCUAGGGCUGCACAAUUUUUGAUUUUCAAAAUAUGAGUGCGAUUUUUAAAAUGAAUUUUAAUUUUAAA